AUGGGCGACCUAAAGGCGCGCAUCAAGGCCAAGUUUACGCGGAGGAACUCGACGACUCCCUCGGUCGCCUCGUCGACAAAGACGGCCGGCACCAGCGCUACCCUGACGCCAGGAGACGGCCAGCAGCGCCGACCGUGCUCCAACGCUAGCAGCCUGCGCGACAGCAAACUGCUGCAGCAGAGGCGAUUGUCGCAACAGCCGUCGCCUGGACCGUCGCCGGACCAUGCCGAUCAAACAGAAAAGGAUCUCAGCAGCGGAAAGGGGAAGGCGGGCGAUAACGGGGCACAGCGGGAGGAGGAAGUGGAGGAGGAGGAGGACGGAGACGAUAUGAAGGCGGCGGGAGGUCCGCACAGCGACGGCGAGCAAUCUCCCAGUCCUGCGACGGCACGAGCGCGCGAACGAGAACGCGACGGCGACGAAAUUAAAGACGACGAGAGAAGACAAGCGAUGGCCAAGCAGAAUGCGCAUCCCGAUGACGAGGCGGCGGUUGCAACAGGCUCAGCUAGCGCUGUCGCUCGGGCUACUGGCGGGAGCGGUGACCCCAUGACUGGCAACGAUCAGCGCCAGAGCCAGAGCCAGACGACUCCAGCUGUUGGUGCUGGAGCUGGAGCUGGUGCUGCCUCCACAACAAGCGCAGAAUCCACAACAGCCGCCAGCAAACUCACCUCCAUCAACGAACUCCCGUCCUCGACCUCAAUCAUCAGCGAAAACAAUCCCCAGAACAGAGACGCAUCUCCCGUCAUCGACGACUCGACCGACACCGGCGCGAUCGACUCCACCACCGACGACGAUGACCUCUUGCUGAGCCACGACCUCGGCACGCCCACGCCCCGACCCGCCGUCGCCUCGUCUUCUGUCGCUGGUUCCACUCCUGGUGCACCGCCGUACGGCUUUUCCUCGCCCUCGCUCCACCACUACCACGACACCAACACCGCCAGCAGCAGGUUUUCCACGCCCCAGACGCCCGCUGCCGCGGCCGCCGCCUCCCGCCACCACCACCAGCAACACUACCAGCACGGCCUGCUGCCCUCCUCGCCCGUCAGCACCACCACCGCCGCCGCUGGCACCGCCCCCGUUCGUCCCGACGCCGUGCCCCGCCGGCAGAGCCUCAUCCCGGCCCGCCAGACGACCCUCAUCCGGACCCUGCUCAGCCAGGCCCAGGCCGACGUCGACGGCUCCGCCCUCGAGCACUCGCCCAUCACCCCGGGCGGCGCCAGCAGCGUCGGAGGACUCGGAGGAGCAGUCUACCAGCAGCACCUCGCCGCGGCCAUGAUGACCCGCAAGGUCUGGGUCCGCAGGCCCGGCGCCUCGGCCACCCUGGUCACCGUCGGCGAGGACGACGUCAUCGACGACGUGCGCGACCUCAUCCUGCGCAAGUACGGCAACUCGCUCGGCCGCCAGUUCGACUCGCCCGACCUCUCGCUGCGCAUCGUGCCGCGGGAGCAGCGCGCCGAGAGGACCCUGGGGCCCGAGGAGCCCGUCGGCCGCACGCUCGACGCCUACUUCCCCGGCGGCCAGUCGGUCGACGAGGCGCUCAUCAUCGACGUGCCGCUCGUGCGGACGCGCAUCACGCCGCGGGCGUCGCCCAGGGCGGGACCGCCGCACGCGCCGCAUCUCGGCUCGGCUGCGGCGGCAUACUACGUCGGCGAGGACCUGCGCCCCUCCGAGGCGGGCACGGACUAUUUUGGCCCCUCCGCCGUCGCCGCCGCCGUCUCGGCGCACCACCUGCCCGUCACGGUCACGGCGCCCUCGACGGGCGGCAGCGGCGGCGGCUCCGGCCACCCGCACACCAUCAGCGUGCUCAGCACGGGCCAGAUACCGCAGAUACCCUCCCCGGGCAGCGCGAGGGCGCGCACGUACCGCGAGAGGCCCGAGAGGCCGCGCCUGGGCAGGCAGCAUACCUCGUCGCCGACCAUCAUCAACGUUGUCAACGGGCCGCACCACGGCGUCGUGGGCGUCGUGCCCGCGUCCGCCGCCGCGGCCGGCGGCCACGGCCACCAGGACCAGCAAUCGAACGCAGCUCCCGCAGCUCCCCCGCUACCUACACCGCCGGCGCCCGAGGCCACGUCGAUACAGCGGACCGCCACGCCGCCCCCCUCGCAGCAGCAGGCCGCGCAGGCCGUGAACCCGACGCCGAGCAACCCGCAGCGCGUGGGGUCGCCGCGGCCGACGCCCCAGCGCACCAAGAAGAGCAAGAAGAGCCUCGAGGCGCAGCAGCAAUCCUCGAGCUUGGGAGGAGGAGGAGGAGGGGGGGCCGGCGGGGUGAUGACGCUGGGCGGGUCGGUGCCGCCGAUCAACGUGCUCAUCGUCGAGGACAACAUCAUCAACCUCAAGCUGCUCGAGGCGUUCGUCAAGAGGCUCAAAGUUAGGUGGCAGACGGCCAUGAACGGGCGCGACGCCGUGACCAAGUGGCGCACGGGCGGGUUCCAUCUCGUGCUGAUGGACAUCCAGCUGCCCGUCAUGUCCGGGCUCGACGCGACGAGGGAGAUCCGCCGGCUGGAGCGAGUCAACGGGAUCGGGGUGUUUAGCAGCCUGCCCAGCUCGGCGAGCUCGACGCCCGACGGGAAGGAUGAGCAUGGGAAGGGGAAGGAUGGUGCUGCUGCUGCUGCGGGGAAGAAGGCUGGAGGAGGAGGAGGAGCAGGGGGGGAUGGCAGAGACGACAGGCUGCCCAACACUGACAUGUUCAAGAGCCCUGUCAUCAUCGUCGCGCUGACGGCGAGCUCGCUUCAGAGCGACAGGCACGAGGCGCUCGCGGCGGGGUGCAACGACUUUUUGACAAAGCCCGUUAACUUCGUCUGGCUUGAGCGCAAGGUCAUGGAGUGGGGGUGCAUGCAGGCGCUCAUCGACUUUGACGGGUGGCGCAAGUGGAAGGACUUCCAGAAGGCCGGCGACGCCUCCGGGUCGGCGGCAGCGUCUGGGACGGCCGGCGGAGGGUCGGGCGCCGGCGGUGGUACGUCGUCGUCUUCGUCGGCGGCCACGGCGGCGGCGGACGCCAAGGCCAAGGCCAAGGCGAAGAAGAGGCAGUCGCUCAACGCGCAGCCGCAGCAGCAGGCUAUUACCGCUGGGGGCGAUGCGUAG
Messenger RNA from Thyridium curvatum, 3078 nucleotides. RefSeq lists its product as uncharacterized. Gene Ontology annotation, biological process: osmosensory signaling via phosphorelay pathway. Gene Ontology annotation, cellular component: Mcs4 RR-MAPKKK complex. The transcript has 3 exons. Lineage: Eukaryota; Fungi; Ascomycota; Sordariomycetes; Thyridiales; Thyridiaceae. Bases 1 to 3078 code for a protein of 1025 amino acids. The record is from RefSeq and is a predicted model, not a curated record. Gene Ontology annotation, molecular function: phosphorelay response regulator activity; protein kinase activator activity.